AUUUUGUUUUGAAGUUUUCAUGUUUUCUAACCUAAUUGUAAACAAAACUAAUAAUUUCUAAUAUUUUAAUCGUUUUCAGUGUUUUUUAAUAGAGUUUAAUGUAAUUAAUUCAAUAUUUGUCUUUAUUAAUAUUUAUUUUUAAUUUUGGCUCGUUUUAAUACCAAAAAACCACCAUGGAUCAAAUGCUUCCGAGUCCUGGCUUCAGUAUUCCCAGUAUUGGUACUCCAUUACAUCAGUUAGAAGAAGACCAACAAAUCCUUCCAAAUGCAUUACAGCAGCAACAGCAACCAAUAACAAGUCAGGUGCCCCCUUUGGCCCCAAUGGGUGGGCUAACGCCCACUUUAAGUUUGGGCAUGGGUAAUGCCAUUGCAAUGCCCCAUACAAAAUAUGUGACUGGUUUCAGUAUGCCUAUGGGGGGUAAUAAUAGUGGAAUGACCCCACAGACACCUCAACAUUCAAUGAUGACUUCGAUGGUAAAUUUGGGGGGUACAGGGGGUAGUACCCCCAGUAUGACCCCCAUAGUGGGAGGGCCUUCGACUCCAAGCCCGAUGACCCCCAUGACGCCCCAUUCUGCUGAUCCUGGAAUCGUACCUCAAUUACAAAACAUCGUAUCCACAGUUAACCUAAACUGCAAACUGGACCUGAAAAAAAUCGCUUUACAUGCCAGAAAUGCCGAGUACAACCCGAAACGUUUCGCCGCCGUCAUAAUGCGAAUAAGGGAACCCCGAACCACGGCCCUGAUUUUCAGUUCCGGCAAAAUGGUGUGCACCGGAGCCAAAAGCGAAGAAGAUUCCAGAUUAGCUGCCCGAAAAUACGCUCGGAUCAUCCAGAAGUUGGGAUUCAACGCAAAGUUUCUGGAUUUCAAAAUACAGAACAUGGUCGGCAGUUGUGACGUAAAAUUCCCGAUCCGUUUGGAAGGUUUAGUGCUGACUCACAGCUCUUUCAGCUCGUAUGAGCCUGAAUUAUUUCCUGGAUUAAUUUACAGGAUGGUCAAGCCUAGGAUUGUUUUGUUGAUUUUCGUUUCCGGAAAAGUCGUGCUAACUGGAGCGAAAGUCAGGCAGGAGAUUUAUGAGGCCUUUGAUAAUAUUUAUCCGAUACUUAAGAGUUUUAAGAAGCAGUGAAUUUAGGAUUUUUAGAGAUUUUUUUAUUGUUAUAUUGGCCAUAUUGGCCCUUUGUAAAUUAAUUAUUUCUUACUUGUCUGUAUUGUUUUUAAUUGUCGUAUUAAUUGUGAAACUAAUUAUUUUGUUAAUAUAUUUUCCUUGUCGCAUGAAUUUUCUUUAUUUUUUCCCGGUAUAUCCUCUCAAUU
Molecule: messenger RNA, 1306 nt
Organism: Ceutorhynchus assimilis (cabbage seed weevil)
Lineage: Eukaryota; Metazoa; Arthropoda; Insecta; Coleoptera; Curculionidae
Source: the annotation of a GenBank genome assembly